AUCAGCCCGAACCCUACAAUGGCAGAAGAGAGAUAAUUACAGAGAGAGGUUGGAAGGGAAAAUCAAAUCUAAGCAUAUAAAUUGGGCGACGACGGUUGUGGAUACUUGCGGGUCCUAAUGGAGAGUGUAGCGGCUGGCGUUGGUCACGGCGCCGUAGAAGAUGUCUCUUCUACCACUAUCUUUUCACGGUGGAGCCAUGCCGCUUCAUGCCGGUAUCAGCACCUCCUCGAUAGGUGUUCCCCAUACAUCUUCUACCGUUGGAUCGCCUGCUUUUUCAUCGCUUCUAUCUAUGUCCUUCGGGUUUACCUCAUCGAAGGAUUCUACAUCGUCUCUUACGGCCUCGGAAUUUACAUCCUCAAUCUUCUGAUCGGCUUUCUCUCCCCCCAAGUGGAUCCUGAGAUCCUGGAUCUCCACGAUGGCCCUGCGCUUCCCGUCAGGGAAUCCGACGAGUUCCGCCCUUUCGUUCGUAGGCUUCCGGAGUUCAAAUUCUGGUACUCGAUCACAAAAGCCUUCUGUAUUGCUUUUCUGAUGACAUUCUUCAGUGCAUUUGACGUACCUGUAUUUUGGCCUAUCCUUCUAUUUUACUGGGUGGUGUUGUUCACUCUCACUAUGAGGAGACAGAUAUCACACAUGAUCAAAUAUAAAUAUGUUCCGUUCUCCUUUGGUAAACAGCGAUAUGAUGGAAAGGGUGCAUCAGCUUCAAGCGAGACCAGUAACCUUCUGAAGGAUUAAAGUCUUUGGGUGGAUUAAUAGUAGUAAUUGUUUCUGUCAAGUAGAACUAUUAAACUUGAUUUAUUCUGCUGUAUUCUUGUUCACUGUUAGUUCUACAUGAGGAGAAGACAGUAAGAGAUAAUUGUAAUGGAGAUAAGUUAGGCUGGUCAUCUGCUAGUUCUUCAUUUCCCCUAAUCUUUGUACUUCUCUGGAUGUUCCUAUGGAAAAUCAAGAUUCAGGUAGAUGGUGUGGAUGCUGAAUUUUGCCCCUCUCCAUGGCAGACAUGUUCCAGUUGUAAAGAAAGAAAAAGAAGGGAUAAAAACCUCUGGUUUUGUUAGCAGAUGAACAAUCUCAGAUUUUACCUUAAAGAUUUCUGCACAUUUGCUUGCUUCA
Molecule: messenger RNA, 1104 nt
Organism: Cucurbita pepo subsp. pepo (vegetable marrow)
Lineage: Eukaryota; Viridiplantae; Streptophyta; Magnoliopsida; Cucurbitales; Cucurbitaceae
Product: protein RER1A
Biological process (GO): retrograde vesicle-mediated transport, Golgi to endoplasmic reticulum; protein retention in ER lumen
Cellular component (GO): Golgi membrane
Source: RefSeq, a predicted model, not a curated record